Messenger RNA from Brassica oleracea var. oleracea, 1707 nucleotides. Its product is annotated as protein NRT1/ PTR FAMILY 5.11-like. The coding region runs from base 67 to 1665 and encodes 532 amino acids. Gene Ontology annotation, molecular function: transmembrane transporter activity. Lineage: Eukaryota; Viridiplantae; Streptophyta; Magnoliopsida; Brassicales; Brassicaceae. The transcript is spliced from 4 exons. Gene Ontology annotation, biological process: transmembrane transport. The record is from RefSeq and is a predicted model, not a curated record. Gene Ontology annotation, cellular component: membrane.
CAUAACAAAAACAACACAAGAAGCAAAUAAUAUUCUUUUAACACAGCACCUCUAAAGUAAAAGCCAAUGUUGAUCGCCGGAGAUGAGCUGGGAAAUACUCUUCCUCCGGGAAAUCUAGCCGUCAGAUCCUCCUUUGGAGGAUGGAAAUCGGCAAGGCUCAUAAUCUUUGUAGAAAUGGCCGAGCAGUUCGCCUCUUACGGGAUAUCGUCCAACCUCAUAACGUACCUGACAGGACCACUGGGAGAGUCAGCGGCCGCAGCUGCAGCAAAUAUUAACGCCUGGUGUGGAACGGAAGCGUUUCUUCCACUUCUCUGGAGCUUUGUCGCUGACUCGUUUCUUGGCCGUUUCCGUACCAUCAUAAUCUCGUCCUCUCUGUACAUCUUGGGACUUGGGUUGCUGUCUUUUUCAGCCAUGAUUCCUUCUCACUCCAAAGAUUCGAAUCAACUCCAAGUGACUCUCUUCUUCAUCUCUCUGUAUCUUAUAGCCUUAGGACAAGGAGGUUUCAGCCCUUGUAUUAAGGUAUUUGGAGCUGAUCAAUUUGAUGGAAAUGACCUAAAAGAGUUGAAAGCAAAGAGUUCUUUUUUCAACUGGUUGAUGUUUGGAAGCUGUGUUAGCAUAUUGACCACUCGUUUGAUCUCUAGCUACAUCCAAGAGAAUCUAAGCUGGUCCUUAGGAUUUGGUAUUCCAGGUGCUUCCAUGCUACUUGCUCUGCUUCUCUUCCUCCUUGGAACUAAGACUUACCGUUUCACUACUGAGAGAAGAGGAAACAAAAACCCUUUUGCUAGAAUCAUUUGUGUUUUUAUAGAAGCCGUAAAGAACAGAAGACAACCAGAUUUACACAUAGCUAACCCGAACGAGACCCUACUUCUCGUGGCUCACCAGAGUUCCAAACAAUUUAGGUUCCUUGACAGAGCGGCGGUUUCAUGUGAUUUGUCUGAAAUUGAAGACGCAAAAGCUGUGCUAAAGCUUGUUCCCAUAUGGAUAAAUUGCUUGGUUUAUUCCACUGUAUGUUCACAGAUCCCUACUUUCUUCACAAAGCAAGGAUCAACAAUGAACAGGUAUAUCUCACCAGGAAUUUUAGUUCCCGCAGCCACGCUCCAAUGCGUCUUAAGCCUAGCAAUGGUUUUUUUCAUCCCAAUCUACGACCGUCUACUAGUCCCAAUCGCAAGAUCAUUUACUCAAAACCCUUUAGGAAUCACAACGCUUCAGAGGAUUGGCGCUGGCAUGUUUCUCUCCAAUAUUGCCAUGGUGGUUGCCGCUUUGGUCGAGACCAAAAGGCUCCAAACCGCUCAAGAUGAUAUCACAACAAUGAUGAGCGUGUGGUGGUUGGUUCCACAAUAUGCUAUCUACGGUGUCUCGUAUGCGUUCUUAACGAUUGGCUUACAGGAGUUUUUCUACGACCAAGUCCCUAACGAGCUUAGGAGAGUCGGUAUGGCUCUUAAUCUAAGCAUAUUCGGGGUCGGCAACUUCCUAAGCAGCUUCAUGAUAUCAGUCAUCGACAAAGUCACAAGCCAGCUUUGUCAAACGAGCUGGUUCGAUAACGACCUUAACAACGCUCAUUUAGAUUACUUCUACUGGCUACUUGCUUGUGUUAGUUCCAUGGGUUUAGCCUCCUACUUGUGGUUCGCCAAGUCGUAUGUGUACAAUAGACCAAACACAUUCUAAAAACAGUGUGGUUUGUCUUCUUGACUAUAUUGGGAUUUUUGC